GACGCUAUAGUAGAAACGCUUGCAAUGCAUUGUUGUUAACAUGAACUAUUUCCUAAUAGUAGGGCUGUGGAUAGCUAAGCUAGCUGUUUGUCAAGCAGUACUAAAAGACUGUCAGCCGCUGGACAGGAUUACUAACACCGAUUGUCUUGUAUUUCUCUCUCUGAUAUUUUAAAUAUUACAAUUAUCACCCUGACGCUUUUAACGUUAUUCAACGGUGAACAGCUGAGCUAAUGCUAGUGAGCUAGCUCCCAAGUUAGGCUACAGGCUAUUUAGUUAGCUCUUUAGCUAGUUUGCUAAUUUAGCAGGUCACUAUCUCAUGGAGUGGUGUUGAGAAAUACACUUUUGUUAUGCUGAUGCGUUGUUGUGGUCUGUGGGACACAUUAUGAACUUCUCGCCCGCGUUAGGUCGAUAACGGUUGGUCAAAAGUUUUCUCACUACAAAUGUAAGUGUGUUAACGUGGUCCAUUGGGCUGUUUAUUUAUCUACUUUGUUUGUUUGUUUGAGGUAUCUAACGCUGGUUGACAGUUGAAUAGAAAAGCUACCUAGAUGGACAGACGUGUUUCCUUUUUAAUUCUCAGUGGUACAUAGUCUGUCAGCAUUAGCUAAUGAGGAAACCCGGAUUAGAAACUGCGUAUAUGGUUUGAUUAGGCGGUCUUUUAUAAUGUCCAAACAAGAUCGUUUAGUUCGUAUUCUAUAUGAAACCGUUUUAAGCCCAGUAUGAUUAAUGUAACUGUGAUCUGCUGCCGAUUAAGAUAUGCUCAGUGAAGUUGAGAAAGAAAUUUGAAUGAGUUGAUUAAACGGCUAGUCUUGGCUUUGUGUGGAUCUGGAAGAGGAAGAUGACAGUGUAGGAGGGGUGAUGAUUGAGAGUCGACCAGAAGAAUCCUCGGAGACUGCUAGAAAAUGCCCAGAAGAAAACAAUCAAAUCCACAGCCUGUCAAAUUGGGGCCUGAAGGUGAUGCUGUUGGUGUUGGGAAUCCAGAGAGUUUGGUUCUGGAGAGUGAUUUCCUCCUUGAACAGGAUUUUGGAGAGAAUGACUACAGGAUCAUAGGAUUUGACCAUAGAGACUCUGAUUCAGUAACUGCUGAUAUGGGAAUUCCAGCAUACGCCUUCAGCGACGAGGACUGCUCCAGUUACAACCGCCUCAGCAUGGAAAGUGACUUUGAGGACCCCCGAGACACCGAAAGCGAACAGGAGGAGAUGGGCGGAGACUCAGCCUUUGCCCCGUACCUCUCCUGCAGGCAGUGUGGCCAGCUCCUUGGUGAUCCCCUUAGCGGGGCCCUAGACGUAGCAGGACUCUACUGCCUUCAGUGUGGUGGUGAAGAGAGAGGAGUAGAACAGAAACAUGAACAGGGAAAGGAGGGUGUGUCUGCUCAGGGCUCCCAGCACAAAGGGCACAGGGCGAAGUCUACCCCGAACUCCUACAAAACCUACUCUUGUAAACUGUGCAGCUUUACCUCACGCUACUCCAACCACCUGAAGCGGCACAUGAAAACACACAACGGCGAGAAGCCGUACCAGUGCCAGUACUGCGCGUACGCGUCAGUUCAGCUGGUUAACUUACAGAGACACGUGCGCACGCACACUGGGGAGAAGCCAUACAAAUGUGACUACUGUACAUUCGCUUGCAACUCCCUAGGCAACCUAAAGAGGCAUCGGCGCAUGCACACUCAGGAGAAGCCCAACAAGUGUAGCCAGUGUGAAUACCGUGCAAGUAGCAGCCACACCCUAAAUCGACAUAUGAUGGUACAUAAGACGGAUACAUCCACAGCCGUGGUGGAAGAGAGUGUAGGGUCUGAUCUGAAUCUGCACCUUAGUGCUGAUCCAGACUUCCUGCAAAGUAUUGGGAGCCUGCAUGCUGAUCGUCACCCUCCCAGUUUGCUGGAGGCUGAAGCACUAGGCCAGGAGUCGGAGCCUAUGGCUGAGCUGCUUUUCCCCUUCGCAUGUCGUGUAUGUGGCUUGGCACUGGAUGACGAGGAAGGCGAGGCCAUGCACAUCUGCAGCAAGUGCACUCUGGACAUGCUAGCUAAGAGCUCUCCAUCUAGCCCCGAGAAAGGUGACAAGCUUUUCUCAUGCACUUCAUGCCCCUUCAUCACACAGUACCCCAACCACCUGGUGCGGCACAUGAAGACUCACAGCGGGGAAAAGCCUUACAAAUGUCCGCAGUGCAACUACGCCUCGGCCCACUUCGACAACCUGAAAAGGCACCACCGCGUGCACACGGGUGAGAAGCCCUACAAGUGCCACCUGUGCGACUACGCUUGCGGAAAUCUGGCUAACCUGAAGCGACAUGAACGCAUCCACUCGGGUGCCAAGCCUUUCCAGUGUACCGUGUGCAGCUACAGCUGUAACCAGAGCAUGAAUCUGAAGCGCCACAUGCUGCGCCACACUGGUGAGAAACCACUUAAGUGCCAGGAGUGUGCAUACACCACGGGUCACUGGGACAACUACAAACGGCACCAAAAAAAGCACGGCCACUCCCCUGAAGAGUGGCUGAAGAUGCCAUUGCCAGAGAAGGAGGAGGAGGAAGAAGAAGGCGAGAUGUAGCGUUGUGGGGUUUUUUUUUUUUUUUUAUAUGUAAUUUUUUUAUGGAGCUCUUUUCUCAUGCUCUUAAUACCUAGCAGACGUUGCCUUACUGUUUUAAUAUUGCAAAGGUGCAUAUGGCAUUAGUGUCAUACUAUGUUUGACCCCCUAAUUCAAAUUGAAUGCAGGUAAUAGUAAUGACAGUUAUAAGACCACUAUGAAAUAAUUUUAUCAGCAUCCUGAACAACAGAGAAGCAAGAAUAUCACUGCAAGCAGGCAUGGGAGUUGGCUUUAAAGUUUAAGCUAUGUUUGUUCUGUAGCACAAACCAUUCAUAUCCGGUGUGUGGAAAGCGUUAGGCUUUUAAAUUUAGACAGGGAACUGGAGAAUUGUGGUUAUACAUCUGUUACUAUAAAGCUGGUCUGAUUAAGCUGACUUUAAGGCUGAAGUUUUAAUAACAUCUCCAUUCGUAUCAAUUUUAUCUGAUUGAGUGAAAGAGAAUUGCAAUAAAGCCAAUGAGUCAUCUUUUUCUAGGUUGAUACUAUUUUUAUUUCAAAUUCUAUAUUGUGGAUUUGAUUACACUGAAAACCUCUGGUUGCUGCUAAAUUAUGUAGGAUGUACAAAUAUGUAGGUGCUUUUCUGGAUUUUACUGUAAAACAAUUGUCAGCUGCCCCUGCACCAAUGCUGCACUGAUUGUGUGUGUGUGUGUGAGCGCACAGGGGUCUUCUGGGCCCUUAACACUCACUUUAUUUCCGUGGGAAAUGUGUGUGUGUUUGUGUGACUUUUUCUAAGUGACUUUGAAACAGUUUUUUUAUUAUUAUUAUUUAAGUUGUGUGGUGCCUACUGUGAAAUUUCAUAUUUCAUGACAAAUAAACCCAAGAAAAGGGCUAAAGUUUGUUUGGAGAGGACCUCAAUAGGGGGGAAAAAAGGAAAGAGACCACAUCUGCUAUUAUUAUUUUAUUGACACAUUCACAGACAGCACAUUUCUCUGAUUGUAGGUGUCUUAAUGGUUGUGACGCUAUGCUUUUUGUACAAUAUAUUUUUUUUAAAUAGUAAAAUAUAUUUUGUACAGAAAGAGCACGACAUUUAUAAAACGGCCAAGAUCAUUAGUCAUUCAGUGAAAUCAGGGAUUAAGUCAACAUAUUUUAUGCACAAUUAUGGACGUGAUGUUUGCUAUAUAAAUAUAUAUUGUCAAAAUGAUUAUUUGUGUACUGUAUGUUAUUUUUGUGGUUUUCAUUUGCUUUAUUGUUGUGGGGACUUGUCAAGUGACCUUUGGCUUUGUAAUAAAACAAGAGUUUUUUUUUUAUUAUUUAAA
This is a messenger RNA of Ictalurus punctatus (channel catfish), 3832 nucleotides long. Its product is annotated as zinc finger protein 513. Gene Ontology annotation, biological process: regulation of gene expression. NCBI's taxonomy places the organism in Eukaryota, Metazoa, Chordata, Actinopteri, Siluriformes, Ictaluridae. The transcript has 4 exons. Gene Ontology annotation, cellular component: nucleus. Bases 900 to 2543 code for a protein of 547 amino acids. The record is from RefSeq and is a predicted model, not a curated record.